Molecule: messenger RNA, 2637 nt
Organism: Onychomys torridus (southern grasshopper mouse)
Lineage: Eukaryota; Metazoa; Chordata; Mammalia; Rodentia; Cricetidae
Gene: Slc26a4
Product: solute carrier family 26 member 4
Exons: 20
Coding region: 123-2465 (780 amino acids)
Biological process (GO): transmembrane transport
Cellular component (GO): membrane
Molecular function (GO): bicarbonate transmembrane transporter activity; secondary active sulfate transmembrane transporter activity; chloride transmembrane transporter activity
Source: RefSeq, a predicted model, not a curated record
CAAGAACUGAAGGGUCGGCCAGCUCUCUAUCGCGGCUACCACAGGUGUCAGCUUCCGACUGCUUGCCCGGUGCUUUUCUCAUCGCCUCCCCUCCCGACCCGUGGUCCUUGGAUUCGCAGGCCAUGGCAGCGCCGAGCAGCAGGUCGGAGCCGCCGCAGCUCGCCGAGUACAGCUGCAGCUACGUGGUGUCGCGGCCAGUGUACAGCGAGCUCGCCUUCCAGCAUCAGCGCGAGCGGCGCCUGCAGGAGCGCAGGACGCUGCGGGACAGCCUGGCGCGGAGCUGCAGUUGCUCAAGAAAGAGAGCCUUUGGUAUACUGAAGACUCUCCUGCCCAUAUUGGACUGGCUCCCCAAAUACAGAGUCAAGGAAUGGUUGCUAAAUGACAUCAUCUCUGGAGUUAGCACUGGACUAGUGGGCACCCUGCAAGGGAUGGCUUAUGCCCUGCUAGCUGCAGUUCCUGUUGAAUAUGGCCUCUACUCUGCCUUUUUUCCGAUCCUGACAUACUUUGUCUUUGGGACAUCAAGACACAUCUCAGUUGGACCUUUCCCUGUGGUCAGUUUAAUGGUGGGAUCUGUUGUUCUGAGCAUGGCUCCAGAUGACCACUUUCUUGUGCCCAGUGGUAACGGAAGUGCAUCAAACAUGACCACGUUAGAUACCGGAACCAGAGAUGCGGCCAGAGUGCUAAUUGCAAGCACCCUCACUCUUCUAGUAGGAAUCAUACAGCUGAUAUUUGGAGGUCUGCAGAUUGGAUUCAUAGUGAGGUAUUUGGCAGACCCUUUGGUUGGUGGAUUCACAACAGCUGCUGCCUUCCAAGUGCUGGUCUCACAGCUAAAGAUCAUGCUCAAUGUUUCAACCAAAAACUACAAUGGCAUCCUCUCCAUUAUCUAUACACUAAUUGAGAUUUUUCAAAAUAUCAGUGACACUAACAUUGCAGAUUUCAUUGCUGGGUUAUUCACCAUCAUCAUCUGUAUGGCUGUUAAGGGAUUAAAUGAUCGAUUUAAGCACAAAAUCCCAGUCCCUAUUCCUAUAGAAGUGAUUGUGACAAUAAUUGCCACUGCCAUUUCCUACGGGGCCAACUUGGAAAAAAAUUACAAUGCUGGCAUUGUUAAAUCCAUCCCAAGUGGGUUCUUGCCUCCUGCACUUCUGUCCGUGGGCCUGUUUUCUGACAUGCUGGCUGCAUCCUUUUCCAUUGCUGUGGUGGCUUAUGCUAUUGCCGUGUCUGUAGGAAAAGUCUAUGCUACCAAGCAUGAUUAUCUCAUCGAUGGGAACCAGGAAUUCAUUGCCUUUGGGAUCAGCAAUGUCUUCUCUGGAUUCUUCUCCUGUUUUGUGGCUACCACUGCUCUGUCUCGAACGGCUGUCCAGGAGAGCACCGGGGGAAAGACACAGGUUGCUGGCAUCAUCUCAGCUGGGAUUGUAAUGAUCGCCAUUGUUGCCCUAGGGAAGCUUCUGGAACCCUUGCAGAAGUCAGUCCUGGCAGCUGUCGUCAUUGCCAAUCUGAAAGGGAUGUUCAUGCAGGUGUGUGAUGUUCCUUGUCUGUGGAAGCAGAAUAAGACCGAUGCCGUUAUCUGGGUGUUUACAUGCAUAAUGUCCAUCAUUCUGGGGCUGGACCUGGGUUUGCUAGCUGGCCUUUUAUUUGGACUACUGACUGUGGUCCUGAGAGUUCAGUUCCCAUCAUGGACCGGCCUUGGAAGUGUCCCCAGCACAGACAUCUAUAAAAGUAUCACACAUUAUAAAAAUCUUGAAGAGCCUGAAGGAGUGAAGAUUCUGAGAUUUUCUAGUCCUAUUUUUUAUGGCAAUGUCGAUGGCUUUAAAAAAUGUGUCAAGUCCACAGUUGGAUUUGAUGCCAUUAAAGUAUAUAAUAAAAGGCUGAAAGCACUGAGGAGAAUACAGAAACUCAUCAAAAAAGGAAAACUAAGGGCAACAAAGAAUGGGAUCAUAAGUGACGUUGGUUCAUCAAAUAAUGCUUUUGAACCUGAUGAAGAUGUUGAAGAGCUAGAGGAACUAGAUAUUCCAACCAAAGAAAUCGAGAUUCAAGUGGACUGGAACUCUGAACUCCCAGUUAAAGUGAAUGUCCCCAAAGUGCCAAUCCACAGCCUGGUGCUGGAUUGUGGAGCUGUGUCCUUUCUGGAUGUGGUAGGAGUGAGGUCAUUGCGAAUGAUUGUCAAAGAAUUUCAGAGAAUUGAUGUGAAUGUGUACUUUGCUUUGCUUCAAGACGAUGUGCUAGUAAAGAUGGAGCAGUGUGGGUUCUUUGAUGACAACAUUGGAAAGGACAGAUUCUUUCUGACGGUUCAUGAUGCUAUACUCUAUCUGAAGAACCAGGUUAAAUCCAGGGAGGGCCAGGAUUCUCUUCUAGAGACGAUCACCCUCAUUCAAGACUGUAAAGAUCCUCUUGAACUGAUGGAAGCAGAGAAGAAUGAGGAAGAACUUGAUGUUCAGGAUGAGGCCAUGCGUAGACUUGCUUCCUGAGAGUGGGUUCAGGGGUCACUGUCAGCAAGGACUCCUAGACAGACUUGGCCAUUAGGUCAUUCUCUGCAAGUAUUCUCUGCACUGAUUAUUUCUUUGUACUUAAACAGCCAUCCUUUUACUGCUAUGUUAGAAAUAUUCACAUUUUUGCUAUGUUAGAAAUAUUUACAUUUUU